AUGGUGAUGUUUCUGCUCUUACUGUGCCUGCUGGGUUCCCCUGGUUGCUAUGGGGGAGAAGAUAUUCCACAGGACUUGAUGGUUCUUGCUGGUCCCUUGACCCAAAGUCUCAUCAAGGACCUGCAGCUCAGCCCCUCUUCCAGCCAGGUGGUUCCAUCAGAGGAGGCCCAAGAUGUCUUUGAUUGCAGCCAAGCCCUGCCUUCAGAAAUCAAACAGCACUUCUUUUAUCUUAAAAGUCUGGGGGUGACUCACUUCAAGGUGCCCCUCUCCUGGUCUCGAAUCCUCCCCACAGGAGACCCCAGCCAGCCCCAUCAGGACACAGUCAAGUGCUACAGGACCCUUCUGGAGCAGCUGACAGAGUCAGGCCUGCAGCCACUGGUGGUGCUACACCGCUCAGCUGUUCCACAAGAAAUCAGAGACACAUUUGGGGACUGGGACAGUGCUCACCUACCAGUGGUCUUCAAGCAGUAUGCAGAAUUUGUGUUCUCACAGUUUGGAGGCUUGGUGAAGUCCUGGAUCACCUUCAGUCACGUAGAUGAGCUCAGUGAUGAAGGAGAAAACAGCUCUCUGCAACAGCUCUCUGUCCUCGAAGGAGCACUUCAUGCACACGAGAGAGUUUAUCAACUACAUCAUCAGAUGGCCUCUGUUAAAGUAUUGGCCAUGAAAGACCUUCAAAUACUGGGAUAUGAAAUCAGUAGUCUUUUGGGGGAGACGUCAAGCAAGUAUUCACGGUCUAGUAAGGGACAAACACAUGGAUCAGUGUCUUCUUAUGAGAAGGUCUUGCAGAAGUUCAGCACUCAGACCCCAGCUGAGCGUGACGUGUUUCUCAAUGCAUCAUUUCCUGAGGGCUUUCAGUGGGCUGUCUCCAGCACUUCUUUUAAAGUGGAGGGCGGCUGGGCUGAAGACGGCAAAGGCGAGACGAUAUGGGACCGAUUUGGACACCAGCAUCUUGUUGAUAACCAAACUGCUGACUUGGCUUGUGACAGCUACAACAAGGUGGACUAUGAUGUGUAUCUUCUCAGAGGUCUUAACAUCAACAUCUACCAGUUCUCCAUUUCUUGGGCCAGAAUCUUCCCCUCUGGCCUCAGGGAAAGUCUGUCAGAGAAAGGAGCCCUUUAUUAUGACAAACUGAUCGAUACCCUCCUUCAGUCGGGCAUAGAGCCUGUUGUCACCCUGUACCACUGGGAUCUUCCUCAGGCCCUGCAAGACAAAGGAGGCUGGCAGAGUUCCACUAUUGUGGAAGCUUUUAAAGACUUUGCCGACUACUGCUUCUCUAGAUAUGGAGACAGAGUGAAAACCUGGAACACCUUCAGCAGUCCUCAGGUGGUCAGUCACUCUGGCUAUGGCACUGGGGAGCAUGCGCCAGGAGUUAAAGACCCAGUUGCUGCAUCUUAUCAGGUAACCCACAAUAUUCUGAAGUCCCACGCUGAGGCCUGGCACACCUACAAUGAUAACUACAGGAAACAGCAGGGUGGGAAAGUGGGCAUUGCUCUGAACGCAGACUGGGCUGAACCUCUGGACACUACCAGUAGCUCAGUUGAGGCAGCUGAUCGCUACAUGGACUUCAUGCUGGGCUGGUUUGCUCAUCCCAUAUUUGUGAAUGGAGACUAUCCAGACAGACUCAAGAGUCAAGUUGAGCUGAAGAAGGCUGAGUGUCAACCCACAGAGGUUGCCAUAUUACCUGUGUUCACAGAAGCUGAGAAACUGAGAAUUAAAGGUACUGCAGAUUUCUUUGGGCUUAACCACUACACUACCCGCCUUGUAAAUGAAACCACGGGAGGCUGCGUUCCAGGACCUCAUGGUGUUGGAAACUUCCAGACUCAUGUUGACCCCACUUGGCCAAGUACUGCAUCUGACUCAAUCCACGUGGUGCCAUGGGGGCUUCGCAAUUUGCUGAACUAUGUCGCAACAGAAUACAUUUCUGACAGUGGACUGCCAAUUCACAUUACUGGCAGUGGGAUUCCAACACCGUGGAGUGUCGAAGUAUACAAUGACAUUCAGCGAAUAACGUUCUUGAGGGACUACAUCAAUGAAGCACUCAAAGCAAUCCUUACAGAUGGCAUAAAUGUGAAUACAUUCACUGUUCAGUCAUUAAUGGAUGGAUUCGAAGGUCCUCAAGGAUACAGUGAGAGAUAUGGCUUGCACUAUGUAAAUUUUGAAGAUCAAAACAGGCAGAGGAUCCCUAAGCAAUCAGCAUAUUUCUACUCUGAAUUAAUCAAGAACAAUGGCUUCAUUGGCAGGCAAACAGAGGUACCAGGCAAGGCUAUAUACAAGAACACUCAAAUCAUUAAUAAGAAAACACCUUUACCUCCAUCUGAAGUUCCAUCCACAUCCAAAGUGGUUUGGGAGAAAUUUUCACAUCAAUCUAACUUCCAAAGGAAGCUUUACCAUUAUGGAACCUUCCCUGAUGGUUUCCAGUGGGGCGUAUCUUCCUCUGCCUAUCAGAUAGAAGGUGCGUGGAACACGGAUGGUAAAGGGCCAAGUGUGUGGGACACUUUCACCCAAAGGCCUGACAGUAAUAUUCCUAACAAUGACAAUGGCAAUGUGGCUUGUGACAGUUACAAUAAGUUGGAAGAGGACCUGUACUUGCUGAGGGCUUUAAAGGUUAAGUCAUACAGAUUUUCCUUGUCCUGGUCAAGAAUCUUUCCUGAUGGCACCAGAGCCUCUCUAAAUAUUAAGGGAGUAGAAUAUUAUAAUAGUUUAAUAAAUGGUCUUCUAGCCAAUAACAUUGCUCCAGUUGUGACUCUCUACCACUGGGACCUGCCUCAAGCUUUGCAAGACAAAGGUGGAUGGAAUGAUGCCACUAUAAUUGACACCUUCAAUGACUUUUGUGACUAUUGCUUUAGCACAUUUGGGGAUAGAGUAAAAUUUUGGAUUACAUUCAACCAACCUUACACUAUUGCAUGGUCAGGUUAUGGGCUGGGCCAGAUUCCUCCCCAUAUUAAAGAUCCAGGCCAAGCCCCAUAUGAUAUUGCCCACAAUCUCUUGAAAGCCCAUGCCAAGGUAUAUCACACGUAUGAUGCUAAUUACAGGCCAACCCAACAAGGUUUAGUGUCCAUCAGCCUCAAUGCAGAAUGGGUUGAGCCAAAAGACCCCAAUGCCCUACGAGAGGUAGGUGCAGCUGAUCGAGCUCUCCAGUUCCAGCUUGGAUGGUUUGCCCAUCCCAUCUUUAAAAACGGGGACUACCCAGAGGCCAUGAAGUGGCAAGUCAGCAACAAGAGCGAACUUCAGGGUCUUGCACAAUCCAGGUUACCAACAUUUACAGAUGAGGAAAAAGCAUCCAUUCAAGGAACUGCUGACGUGUUUUGUAUUAACUCAUACACCACAAAAAUUGUACGAUAUGUGACAACACCGCUCACUCCUCCAUCCUAUGAGACUGACCAGGACAUUGGUAAAGAGGAAGAGCCAAACUCUCCAACCACUGCUAUCCAUGGCCAAAGAGCUGUGUCAUGGGGCAUCAGACGACUCCUCAACUGGAUCAAAGAGGAAUACGCAGAUCCUGAUAUCUACAUCACAGAAAAUGGCUUGGCCACUGAUCGUGGAUUAACAGUAGAUGAUACCGAUAGAGUGUUCUUCCUUAAAAUGUACAUCGAUGAGGUUUUAAAAGCUCAAAACCUGGAUGGGGUGAAAGUUAAGGGCUACAGCAUCCAUUCCCUGAUGGACUCAUUUGAGUGGCUCUAUGGCUACAAUAAUGGAUUCGGGCUUCAUAACAUUGACUUCAAUAACCCUGUCCGACCAAGGACACCAAAGAAAUCUGCUCACUACUAUUGGCAAAUAGUAAGGGACAAUGGAUUUCCUGAAACGGAGGUGGAGAAAAUGUUGUACGGACAUUUCCAAGAUGGUUUUGCUUGGAGCUCAGCCACAUCUUCCUAUCAGGUUGAAGGGGCCUGGAAAGCAGACGGAAAAGGCCUCAGCAUCUGGGAUACGUUUUCUCAUCUUCCUGGAAAGAUAGGAAAUGAUGACCAUGGAGAUGUCGCUUGCGACAGCUACAACAAGUACUUGGAAGACGUGGAAAUGCUUAAGAGUUUAAAAGUGGGCCAUUUUCGCUUGUCUAUUUCCUGGCCCAGGGUACUACCUGAUGGCACAACUCAAAAUAUCAAUGAGGCUGGGAUCAACUUCUACCAUCGUCUGAUUGACGCACUGCUUGCUGCAAAUAUUAAACCUCAGGUGACCCUUUACCAUUGGGAUCUCCCUCAGGCACUACAGGAUAAGGGGGGGUGGGAGAAUGAGGCCAGUGUUCAAUGGUUCAGAGACUAUGCAGACCUCAUGUUCAGUCGCUUAGGAGACAAAGUCAAAUUCUGGAUCACCUUUAACGAACCAUACAUUACGGCUAAUUUAGGAUACGGCUAUGGCAACUUCGCACCAGGUAUUAACAGUCCUGGCAAUGCUGUUUACGUUACUGCCCAUAACAUAAUCAAGGCCCAUGCUGAAGCCUGGCAUGUGUACAAUGACAAAUACCGUGCCCAGCAAGGGGGCCUGGUCUCCAUAACACUCAAUUCUGACUGGGCAUACCCCCGCAACCCAGCCAAGCAAGAGGAUAAAGAUGCUGCCCAUGCUUACAUGCAGUUUUUCCUUGGAUGGUUUGCUCAUCCGAUUUUUAAAGGGGACUACAGUGAGGUGAUGAAGAACAACAUCAGAGAGAGGAGCCUGGCACAGGGUCUUCCCAAAUCUAGGCUUCCAGAGUUUACACCUACCGAGAUCCAAAGGAUCAAUGGAACCCAUGACUACUUUGGACUGAACCAUUACACAUCUGUAUUAGCAUUCAUGGCGAUUUACCCUACAGCAGAACAAAGCUACGAUGCAGACAGAGGAACUGCUGUGAUGUCGGACUGGUCCUGGGUGGAGUCUGGCUCCAACUGGUUGAGGAUUACACCGGACGGCUUCAGAAGGCUCCUGAAGUUCAUCAAGGAUGAAUAUGGGAACCCACCCGUGUACGUCACAGAGAACGGCAUCUCAGAGAAAGGCCCUGUUGACCUCAAUGACAUACACAGGAUCUUUUACUAUGAGAAUUACCUCAACCAGGCCUUGAAAGCUUACCUUAUAGAUGGCGUAGACCUGCGUGGCUACACAGCUUGGUCUCUGAUGGACAACUUUGAGUGGGCUAUGGGUUACGAAGAACGUUUUGGCUUGUUCUACGUAAAUCGCUCUGAUCCCACUUUACCACGCACCCCCAAAGAGUCUACGAAGCGCUACACUACUAUCAUACGCUGCAAUGGAUUUCCUGAUAUCUCUCAGGGUCCUCACGAGUGUCUCACGCCCGAGCCAGGAACAACCACAACCACAUCUCGUCCUACUACCACUACCUCAGCGGGGCAGUUCCUGGGUUUGGACGUCUCAUUGACUCUGCUCGUUUUGUGCCAUUACAUGCUGCUAUUAAUGUAAAAGCGAUUCAUAGUAGUAACAUUGUGUGUGAAUGAUGUUGUUAUGGAGUUGAUACAGAGGAGAACAGUGACACUGUUCCAGUGUUGUUCAAUGAUUUGUCCAUGAGAUGGCAGUGUAAGCAAAUUCUACACAUUCUUGAAAGAGCUGCAACAGAUUGGUUGUAUGUGUGCAGCACAUAUCGUGUUUAGACUCCACUAUACUCUGUGAGAGUUAAAGUCAAGUGAUUAUGCUUUUUUUAGUUGAAGCAUAACCUUCAAUAAUUUUUCCACACAGUUUUUUUUCUAAUGAUAGACAGAGAAAGAUUGCAUCCACAAGUGUGACAUGUACUUUGUAGAAGUACAACCAAACUUUCUAAUAUUUCUUAUUCUUAGUCUCACUUAUUCUUC
Molecule: messenger RNA, 5768 nt
Organism: Engraulis encrasicolus (European anchovy)
Lineage: Eukaryota; Metazoa; Chordata; Actinopteri; Clupeiformes; Engraulidae
Product: lactase/phlorizin hydrolase-like
Exons: 14
Coding region: 1-5382 (1793 amino acids)
Biological process (GO): carbohydrate metabolic process
Molecular function (GO): beta-glucosidase activity
Source: RefSeq, a predicted model, not a curated record